UUUUUUCCUUUGGUUCCGUUGCUGCGUUUGUGUACUAAUUGUAGCUCAAAGAAUGUGUCACAAUUUUAUGUCGAAUGGCGAGAAAUACAGCUUUCAAUAACUUCAGCCUAUUAGCAAAUGCACAAAAAAUAAUACGAAUAAUGUGAUGGUUCCGAUUCCGCUCAUGCUAGAUUAAAAUCCAUUACGACGACAUAGAGUGGUAUUAAAGAAUAAAAGAUAGAAAUUAGAAAACACUUUUACUGAUAUUUGCAAAACUAAUUUAAAUGCAAUUCAAAAUGCCGCUUUCUAGAGGAAAAAAAACACCGCAAAUCAAAUAGUGUAUGCAAAAGACAUUGAGCGCGUAGCUAUACAAUCUGUUCUUGCAGCAUCGUUAGCAGCAGCGAACACGAUAAAAUGAAGCAACAAAAUCUCCCCGGUCAGCACCCGAACCAGCCGGCAAGCAACUCGUUGUAUGCAACAGAGCGUUUGCGUGUGCAGUGUGUCUCUCGUCGCCACCUAAAACAUGCGCACGGGCCGACCGGAUUCGGAUCCGGAGUGUGUGUGUGUGUACGGCGUGGCGACCGCCUGCCUUAUCGCUGGUCGGUCUGAUUAUUCUUGGCCGGUCUGUUUGUCGAACCAGUUCGGGAGUUCCUGACACCUAUACGCGGUGGAAUCAUUUUCUUGCCGUACAUGAACACAUAAAUAGCAUCCGUGGCAAAUCAAAUCAUCAUCCGAACCUAAUGAAGCAGAAUGGUGGACGUUCUGAUUGAUUGUUUAUGAGGUUUAUUUUACAUCCGACGAUGAUAAAACGACGUGGUGAAUUGAAUUCUAGCGAUUAAGCCAGUGUUGAAAGCAGGCUCAUCAAUGUGCACUCACCAUUCAGUGCACUAGAUCCAUCGGAAGAUAGCACAGCGAUCACAGGGAAGAAAGCACCAUGAUAUCCUACAGCUACUACGACCAGCUGAGCCAGAAUUUACGUGCCCCUGGACAAUGGGCUAUCAGUUCCAACCGUACCGUGCAGCGGCUUCUGUCGCAGCGCAAACCACCGAUCAGCCCAACUCAACCGGCGGCGGACAAAGAUGCGGAAGGAUACAUAAAUCUGACGUUCGGCGUGGACACGAACUUGAGCGUCGCGUUCAACGUGAGCUUAAACGUAACGGUGGGUGAGGUAGAACCGGGCAGCACCGGGCUCGUCGAUGAUGGUACGAACGGGACGUUACCGUUCGCGAUGCGGGAAACGCUGUGGAUCGUCAUACCGAUAAGCGUCAUCUAUUCCACCAUCUUCGUAAUCGGUGUGCUUGGUAACGUCAUCACCUGCAUUGUUAUAUCGCGCAAUAGGUCCAUGCAUACCGCCACCAAUUAUUACCUUUUCAGCUUAGCCAUUUCGGAUCUAUUGCUGCUGAUAACAGGCGUACCGCAGGAUAUCUACAGCGUAUGGUACAGAUUUCCCUAUCCCUUCGGGAACACGGUCUGUAAGAUGGCAAGCUUCGCGUCGGAAUCGUUCGCCAACGCGACGGUGCUUACAAUAACGGCCUUCACCGUAGAAAGGUACGUCGCCAUUUGUAAACCCUUUCUGUCACACACGAUGUCCAAAUUGUCGCGUGCCGUCCGGUUUGUGAUAACUAUUUGGUUGAUCGCUUUCGGUCUAGCCAUACCGCAGGCUCUUUCGAUGCAAAUUGACACAGAGUUUCGUACGUGUACGGUGCGUCAGGAGCAAACAAAGCAUGUGUUCUUCAUCUCCACCGUGCUGGUGUUUGUGUGUCCUAUGAGCGUGAUAACAGUACUGUACAUUCUCAUCUGGUUGCAGUUACGUCGGUCUAAGUUUGUCCGUUGUGGGUCGAUUCGAAGCUCGAGUGUGCGGCUCAAGCGCAGUAUCAUCAAGCGAAGUUCCCAACGUACGGUCGUCACCCUGCAGUGCGAUCAAAACGAUUCACCAUUGCAUCACUACAGUGAGAGUGUGCUCUCGAGCUCUCUGCAGCACCCGAGACUCUCCGAAACUCUCCCACUACCAACGUCACCCUUUGUGCACUACGCCAAAAGUUGCCCAGCUAGCCCGGUGCGCCGGCAUCGCCGAUCGGACGAAAUGGCCCGGGAGUCGGCACUGUCCCUCGUCAGACCUUCGCAGCCACUGCUGCACCAGCAUCACAGACGCAUGCAAAGUUUGGUGCAGUCACGAUAUUGUGCAACCGGUGGCAGCUCUUCGGUAGCGGCGCUUCGUAGCGGUAGCAGUACGUCAAGUGUUGCGGGUGGUCACCCUGUGCUGGAACAGCAGCUCUCCGGCGCCUCGGAGGAUGGGCGAAUAAAUUAUUCGACACGGGCGCAGUACAACAGCACGCGACAUGUGGUGAAAAUGUUGGUGGCAGUCGUCAUAGCGUUUUUCCUCUGCUGGGCACCAUUCCACGCGCAGCGGCUUAUGGCAGUGUACGCAAACGACCACAACGAGAACGCUAACAUACGGACCGCGUUCGAAAUACUAACGUACGUAUCCGGCAUUUUCUACUACAUCUCGACCUGCAUCAAUCCGGUACUGUACAACAUCAUGAGUCACAAGUUUCGCGAAGCAUUCAAAGAAUGUAUCAAAUACAUGUAAAUUCAAAUAAGCUCCCACUCGUUACGGGUCGGGAGUGUGGUUUGGCUCGGCCAGUUCACCGGACCGGACCGAGACCGAGGCGAAGAAGUCUCGACCGAACAGCCUGCCAGUGUCCAUCAGUGUGCGUCUUCAUCAGUGUGCCAGCAAUUCCAGAAUCCAGGAUACGGGGACCCCGAAAAUGGGAUAUCGAUCCGACAAGCCCCAUGCGGUGGAACAACCGAUCGUUGGAUCAGUAGGUGUUACCUGUAGCCAAAGCCACAGCACUAGAAGCAGAAGCACCAGCAGACGUAUCGACUAGCGAUGGACGGUUAGAUGGACCCCUUCGAACGUACUAGGCCCCAACCGCAAACGUAACGGGUAGACAUUUCCGUGUGGAUGUGGCGAUAACGAGCGUUGGGCCGUAUUCGGACAGCACACGAUUUAUGCUUCACCGGGCGGAAAGCAGUUGAAACCGUUUGGCCAAACGUGGACAUAAUCGGUCGACAUCAGCAAGGUAUUCAAUUCCGGUUCUCGGGGUGGGCUGGAGAACGGUUCCCACGACAGGACGUCUGCUUCCUUCGCGGCUAUAAUACACAUCCUGUUGGCAGCAAGCCGGUUUUGACCUUUCCUUCCAUAUGUGGCGUUAAAAGAGAACGCUUGACGCCGACACUUGCAGCUAGUGUUUAGGUGGGGGCUUCCUUCAAAGUCUUCGGCAAGGAUACGGCUUCGCUUCAGUGAAAAAUGCUUAACGGUGAAAGCUUGCAAGGUGAAGCUUGUGAGCUUUUCUUUCCUUGAACACUGGACACACAUGGAGAAGGUCCGAAGCUUUCAAAAGCUUUCAAUGGCAGCAAAGCUUUGACGGUGCGAAUAGAUAACUGCAAUGAGAAAAUAAGCUUUAGAAAAUAAGCUGUAUCUUAUACAUCGAAAAUAUAUAAAGCACAUUCAUUAAGGCAGAUGCUUUAGGUGACAUUAAAUAAAAAGCUUUGUGCACAAAAUAAAAGGAUAUAAUUGAAUGGUUGAUGCUUUAAGCCUAAAUCGAUGUAUUUAUAAAUGUUUUAACAUCCUUUUUUCUUUCUUAAACUUAUCUUAACGUAACUAAAAUAUAAAUGUAAUUCGAACUAAAACAAAAGUAAAAUUUAAACAAAUUUAAAAGAAACAAAAACACAUUAAAAUGUUAAAAUUUUUGUACAACGUUCCAUAAUUGAUUUACACAUCUGAAGUAUUUUAGCACAAACCGUCGACAGUAGAGCAAGAUAUGGUUGUUGUACUAUUAAAAAAAAACAAACACACAGAAUGUUGUUUCUAGUUAUGUUGCGAUGUAUAACGUAUGUGUAUGAAAGAUGGAAGAAAUAAAAUGGAGAAAUUUAUAAAUGUGUGCAACGGUAGCGCGAACUAGUUAAAUGUCCAGUCGUUAAAUGUUGAAAGUGGAAUCGUAAAGUUUAUACAAACAAAAUUUAAAUGUUAUGUAGUUUUA
Molecule: messenger RNA, 4022 nt
Organism: Anopheles stephensi (Asian malaria mosquito)
Lineage: Eukaryota; Metazoa; Arthropoda; Insecta; Diptera; Culicidae
Product: pyrokinin-1 receptor-like
Exons: 8
Coding region: 914-2569 (551 amino acids)
Biological process (GO): neuropeptide signaling pathway
Cellular component (GO): plasma membrane
Molecular function (GO): neuropeptide receptor activity
Source: RefSeq, a predicted model, not a curated record